CGAACGUCCGCACCAGAGUCGGGCGCAGGCCGAGCGGCGCGGGCCAAUCAGCGGCGGCGGCUCGCGGCCCCCGAACGUUGGACACCAGCCCCGCCCCGCGCCGUUGUUUGUGGUGUCGGCGGCCGCGGGAGCCGGACCGGGACACUCGCCGGGCGGGCGGCGUGCGGCGGGCGGCGAGGGUCCGGAGGCCGCGGGCGGGCGGCGGCGAGCGCGAGCCGAGGGCGGCCGGCCUCCCGCGGCCGCCGAGCCGGGAUCGCGCGGCGGCCGGAGCCAUGUCGGUGAACAUGGACGAGCUGCGGCACCAGGUCAUGAUCAACCAGUUCGUGCUGGCCGCGGGCUGCGCGGCCGACCAGGCGAAGCAGCUGCUGCAGGCGGCCCACUGGCAGUUCGAGACCGCCCUGAGCACGUUUUUCCAAGAAACCAACAUUCCCAACAGCCACCACCACCACCAGAUGCAGAUGUGCACCCCAAGCAACACACCUGCCACACCGCCCAACUUCCCUGACGCACUGGCCAUGUUCUCCAAGCUUCGUGCCUCCGAGGGCUUGCAGGGCAGCAAUAGUCCCAUGACGGCCGUGGCCUGCUCCCCCCCUGCAAGCUUCAGCCCCUUCUGGGCCUCGUCCCCACCCAGCCACCAGGCCGCCUGGAUCCCGCCCUCCUCCCCCACGGCCCACAGCUUCCACCACCUCCACCACCCACAGCCCACGUGGCCCCCCGGAGCGCAGCAGGGUGGCGCCCAGCAGAAAGCCAUGGCUGCCAUGGAUGGCCAGAGAUGAGACUGGAUGCUGCCGGGCGCUGGGCUGGAGCUGGGGGCGGGGGGGCAGUCCAGGGUCGUGGGGACACAGGAGGGCCGGGGUGGGGGGAGUCGGGGCGGGUGGGGGUUUCCUGAAGAUCGCACUGGAAGAUUUUAUAAAAUAAUUUUUGUGGGUUGGGGGGGGAUAGUAAACUUCCUGAGCCACUUGGGUCCUUCAGGAGUUUCUCUUCAGACAAGUUUUUUUCUCUUUUUAAUAUAUAACUAUAAUAUAUAUGAAAAUAUAAAUAUAACUAAUGUAUG
Molecule: messenger RNA, 1054 nt
Organism: Zalophus californianus (California sea lion)
Lineage: Eukaryota; Metazoa; Chordata; Mammalia; Carnivora; Otariidae
Gene: UBALD2
Product: UBA like domain containing 2
Exons: 3
Coding region: 273-776 (167 amino acids)
Molecular function (GO): protein binding
Source: RefSeq, a predicted model, not a curated record